This is a messenger RNA of Mus musculus (house mouse), 5952 nucleotides long. It is a transcript of the gene Rab11fip3, whose product is annotated as RAB11 family interacting protein 3 (class II). Gene Ontology annotation, molecular function: molecular adaptor activity; small GTPase binding; identical protein binding. The record is from RefSeq and is a predicted model, not a curated record. The coding region runs from base 860 to 4216 and encodes 1118 amino acids. Gene Ontology annotation, cellular component: trans-Golgi network membrane; recycling endosome; recycling endosome membrane. Gene Ontology annotation, biological process: negative regulation of adiponectin secretion; regulation of endocytic recycling; regulation of vesicle-mediated transport. NCBI's taxonomy places the organism in Eukaryota, Metazoa, Chordata, Mammalia, Rodentia, Muridae. The transcript is spliced from 16 exons.
AGUUCCUGUUUCAAAAAGAUACCAAACAACAUAUCAAAGUAAAACAACAUCUGUGCCUCUUUAUUUUACUGUGCGCUCCUGUGGAUGAAUGUGUGAGCCCCUUAGAUCCUGUCCUUGUGUGAGAGACUUUGGAUAAUUCCUUACCUGGUGGGGCAAUUCGAGCGCUCCUUCGCUCCUACUUGCUGCCAAUUAAUAUUCUGGUUUGUACCACCAGUUUGUGAAGGAGUCACACAGAAGGGACUAGCGGCUUCUUUUGGGAUAUGCGAAUGUUUUGUUCCCGUUCAGCAAUAGUUUUCCAAAACCUAUUCUCGGGCGCCUCUUCCUGCGACAGAACACUUCACUCAUCCCACUCGCGCAAAUCGUACGGAAAACUCGAAUUGGGCAGAGCACCGUCGCCCCUAAGCUGUGCCCUCUUCGAACUCACCUUUAUAGCAAUCCAUGGGGGCGUGAUCAGGUUACACGGCGUGCUGACGUCACGCGCGACGGAGGGCGGGCCGGCGCCGGCGCCGGCGUCCCUCACUGGGUUCCUAAGCUCAGGCGCUCUGGCUUCAUCCUCCGCUGCCCGGCCGGUGCCUGUCUCCCACCGUCCACUCCCCGCCACUGGGUCCUUACAUCAUCCGGACUGUGCCGCUGCCAUGGGCCCGCGCCAGCCGCGCUGCGGGGCCGGGAGCCGCUAAGGUGCGGUGCGAAGAUGGGCGAGGGCGGAGCAGGGCCCGAGCGCCAGCCUCAGCAGUCCGGGCGCCCCGCGCGCGCCCGCCCGCGUCGCCGCGGGGAUGCCCGCGCCCGCCGCCGCGCCCUGAGCGCCUUUGUCUGCCUUCCGCGCCUUUCGUAUCAUCCCUAGUUUAGCCGGCGCCGGAUCAUGGAGCUGUGCCAGCCGACCUCCCUGUCAGACCACGACCAGCCAGCGUCUGGGCCCCAGCGUGGGGUCAUGGGGCUGGUGGGGCCCGACGCUCCUCGCGGCUGGUCAGAAGAGCCCGAGGAACACGCCCAGCUUCAACGGUGGCCAGAGGGACCCAACGCGCCAAUCUGCUGGCCCGAGGAGGUAGAGGAGCCUCACGCUCCUAGUCGCUGGGCCAAAGAGCCCAAUGCCCCUCGCUGCUCGUCCCAGGAGCCCGAUGAAUCCUGUCACUUGGCAGAGGAGCUGGAGGAAUCCGACUCCCCUCGCUGCUGGCCCCAGGAGCCAGACACACCGUGCCACUUGGCCAAGGAGUUGGAGGAACCCGACGCCCCUCGCUGCCUGCCCCAGGAGCCCGACACACCGUGCUACUUGGCCAAAGAGCUAGAGGAACCCAACAUCCCUCGGUGCUGGCCCCAGGAGCCCGACGUGCCGUGCCACUUGGCCAAGGAGCUAGAGGAACCCGACGCCCCUCGCUGCUGGCCCCAGGAACCAGACGCAUUCUGUCACUUGCUCAAGGAGGUGGAGGAACCUGAUGCCCUUCGCUGCUGGCUUCAAGGGCCAGACGCACCGUGCCACUUGGCCAAGGAACUGGAGGACCUCGACUCCCCUCGCUGCUGGCCCCAGGAGCCCGACGAAUCCUGUCACUUGGCUAAGGAGCUGGAGGAACCAGACGCACCGUGCCACUUAGCCAAAGAGCUGGAGGAACCCGACGCCCCUCGCUGCUGGCCCCAGGAGCCCGACGUGCCCUGUCUCUUGGCCAAAAAGUGGGAGGAAUCCGACGCACCGUGCCUCUUGACGGAGGAGCUGGAAGAGCCUGACGCCCUUCACUGCUGGCCCCAGGAGUCAGAGGCACCGUGUUUGUUGGCCAAGGAGCUAGAAGAGCCUGAUGCCUCUCACAGCUGUCCUCAGGAGGCGGACACAGGGUGCCUCUCGGCCAAGGAGCCAGAGGAGCCUGAUGUCUCUCACCUGUGGCAGGGGGUACCCGAUGCACCGUGCCUCUUGGUCAAGGAACCAGAGGAGGCCGAUGCACUUCACUGUUGUUGGCCCGAGGAAUCCGAGGAGCCGGAUGCUCUCAACCCACCGUGUUUCUGGGCCAAUGAACCAGACGAGCCCGAUCCAUCACGAUGUUGGUCAGAGGAGCCCCAGGUGCUGUGCCUCUGGCCGGAGGAGCAGAACACAAAGCGGUGCUGGCAGGAAGAGCCCGAUGCACCCUGCUUCUGGCCCGAGGAUCGAGAGGAACCCAUAGUUUCGUGUCUUCAAUUUAAAGAGCCAGAGAAGCCCAAAGUCCGGAGCAGUUGGCCUGAGGAGCUGGAAGACUGCUGCCCUACGCGGGGCCUACCCCUUGAGCCCUUGCUCGCCGACGGCGAGCUGCUGCAGGCAUGUCCCGGGCCACCCUCGGACCCAGGACCAGCGUUGUCGCUGCCCAGCGAGCCCGGGACAGCUCAGGAGGAGGGUGCACGCCUCAGGGCGGUAUUUGACGCCCUGGACAGAGAUGGGGACGGCUUCGUCCGCAUCGAGGAUUUCAUCCAAUUCGCCACGGUCUAUGGGGCAGAGCAGGUGAAGGACUUAACUCAGUACCUGGACCCGAGUGGGCUUGGCGUAAUCAGCUUUGAAGAUUUCUACCAAGGGAUUGUAGCCAUCAGAAAUGGAGAUCCUGAUGGCCAGUUGUACAGCGUGGAGCCUGUCCAAGAUGAAGAGACCCCUGCCUGUGCCGAUGAGUUUGACGACUUUGUCACCUAUGAGGCCAACGAGGUGACAGACAGUGCAUAUAUGGGGUCUGAGAGCACCUACAGUGAGUGUGAGACCUUCACAGAUGAGGACACCAGCACCCUGGUGCACCCCGAGCUGCAGCCUGAAGGGGACGUGGACAGUGCUGGUGGCUCAGGGGUGCCCUCUGAGUGCCUGGACACCAUGGAGGAGCCUGACCAUGGUGCAUUGCUGCUGCUCCCAGGCAGAUCCCGCCCCCACAGCCAAGCUGUCGUCAUGGUGAUUGGCAGUGAGGAACAUUUUGAAGAUUAUGGUGAGGGCAAUGAGGCAGAACUAUCCCCGGAGACCCUCUGCGAUGGGGACGGCGAGGACCCUGCUUUUCUCACCCCCAGCUCCAACCCUCUUGCCUCAAAGCUGUGCGACGUCCUCACUGACGAGGCCUUUGAGUUUUACUGUAGCCAGUGCCAUAAACAGAUCAACCGCCUUGAGGAUCUGUCUGCCCGCCUGACUGAUCUUGAGAUGAAUAGCCCAGCCAAGCGGCUCUCCAGCAGGAAGGUGGCAAGGUAUCUGCACCAGUCGGGGACCCUGACUAUGGAGGCCCUGGAGGACCCUCCCCCAGAGCCUGUGGAGUGCCCAGAGGAGGACAUUGCAGACAAGUUUCAGAGGGCAGAGUCUAUGACCACCAACCACCUGCAGCAGUCAGAGACAGCUGGGAGCAUGGCAGCAGGCAGACUGGUCAUCUUCCUAGAGAGACGGGUGUCAGAGCUGGAGAAGGACAGUGCAGCUGCUGGCGAGCAGCAUGGCAGGCUGAGGCAAGAAAACCUCCAGCUGGUGCACAGAGCCAAUGCCUUGGAAGAGCAGCUGAAGGAACAGGAGUUCAGAGCCCAAGAGAAGGUCCUAGAAGAAACCAGGAAGCAGAAGGAACUUCUGUGCAAGAUGGAGCGUGAGAAGAGCAUUGAGAUCGAGAACCUGCAGGCCAGGUUGCAGCAGCUGGAUGAGGAGAACAGUGAGCUGCGGUCCUGCACACCCUGUCUGAAGGCCAACAUCGAGCGCCUUGAGGAGGAGAAGCAGAAGAUGCUGGAUGAGAUUGAGGAGUUGACACAGCGGCUCAGUGAGGAACAGGAGAAUAAGAGGAAAAUGGGGGACAGGCUGAGCCAUGAGCGGCACCAAUUCCAGAGAGACAAGGAAGCAACCCAGGAGCUGAUCGAGGACCUCCGCAAGCAGCUAGAACAUCUACAGCUCCUCAGACUGGAGGUGGAGCAGCGACGGGGCCGCAGCAGCAGCCUGGGCCUGCAGGAGUACAACAGCCGUGCACGGGAGAGCGAGCUGGAGCAGGAGGUCCGCAGACUCAAACAGGACAACCGUAACCUGAAGGAGCAAAAUGAUGAGCUAAAUGGGCAGAUCAUCACCCUCAGCAUCCAGGGUGCCAAGAGCCUCUUCUCCACGUCUUUCUCAGAAUCACUGGCUGCAGAAAUCAGCUCUGUCUCCCGAGAUGAGCUCAUGGAAGCAAUCCAGAAGCAGGAGGAGAUCAAUUUCCGCCUGCAGGACUACAUUGACAGGAUCAUUGUGGCCAUCCUGGAGACCAACCCAUCCAUCCUAGAGGUCAAGUAGUCCAUCUUAGCCCAGUUUGGGCUGGUUAGAGACUCCACAGCACCCAGGAGUGGCCCUGUCUUGCCACAAAGAGCCCGACCAGCAGGUCCUGCAGCUUACCAAGCCCAGGGUGUGUGGGGCCCUCACGCAGUUCGACUGGGAAAAUACAGAAGGGCUGCAGAGGCAAUAAGAAGGAAGAAAGGGAAGUCCACGGCAGGCAAAGGGUGUGGCUGGCUCUCUGAACAUCAGGAAACCAGGGCCUCCCACCACAAGCCAGCCUCACCAACAACACCAUGUCUGCUCAGCAGUAUGCAGAUAUGUGGGGAUAGUCUCUCAGGCUGGCAUGGGCCCCUUUCUGCUAUGCGCCCUAUUAGGAAGAGAGAGAGAGAGAAAGAGAGAGAGAGAGAAUGAGUCCUCCCUCAGUUGCUGCCUCUCACUCCUGGUGACAUGGUGCCACCCAAGCUUGGCCAUUCCCACAUAGUCAGCAAGCUGAGGACCCAAAGUUGGACACAGAAAUGGUAGUGUUGGAAAGACAGACAGGCAAAGACGGCACACGUUGGGUCUGCUUCCAGUCCAUAGGCCACCAAUUCUCCUUGCGCUGCUCAGGCCUUCUCUCACCAGAUGGGCUUCCAUUCACCUUCGGACCCAGGGCCUCCAAGCCACACAGCUAUUCUUUGGCCAGACCCUCACUACAGUAACUCAUCAACUCUGGCUCUUGUAGGGGCUGGAGCAGCUAGUUCAUGCUGCCUGUGGAACUCACUUCCUGGACUGAUGAGCACGGUCAGCCUCUGUCCCCACUGCAGGUGCUGCUUCUCCUCAGGUGUGGCCUACCUAGGCUCCUGGACCCACACCCUCCUCAGGCUGACUUUACUGCCUUGGGAGAAGUCUACAUUUCCCAGACAAUAGUCUAGGCCUCUGGAACAGUUUCCUUCUCUGCUUUUGACUUUAAAUCCCUGGGUGUCCCCCAGGAGUCAGUUUGCUAGUGGAUAAUGGAGGAGGUUCUACACUGACCCAGAGGCAUAGGAAGGCUUGCUGUCUGCCCUGCACCACCCACAGAGCUGCGGCACCCAUAGCAGCUGGGCCUGAGCCUGAGCACUAGCCGGAGUCUGGGCACAGUGUCUGAGACCACACCAUAGGCUGCGUGAGUGUGAGUGUGUAUGGAAGUGUGUGCGCAAGUGUGUGCGCAUGCAUGAGUGCGCACACAAGUUUGAGUGUAUGAAUUCUUGUGCCCACACAUGCUGCCCUGCAUCCCUUCACUGCCUAUCCCCCUGCCCCCGCCUCACACUACAGUUUAAGAUGUUGCCUCGUAUUGUACAUUUUGGGGAAAGCCUUGUGUGUAAAUCAGUGUAAACUUGGAGGAGAGAUUUUUCUAUCAUGUAGAGUAGGUAUUUUUUAUAGAUUGAAGGUUGAUCAAUUUUUUUAAUACUUUCCAGAGAGAAAACUAUCUGUGUAUACAUAUGAAAUAUAUAUAUAUAUAUAUGUAUAAUAUAUCAAUACUGGAGCCCCGCCUUUCUGUGCCCAGGUCCAGGCCCUGUGUAAGGGCUUGCAGCCUGUCUCUGCUGUCCACCCUGCAGUGCUCACUUUAAACACAGGUCUCUAGGAGACCCUGGGAAACACACCAAUCACCAACUUGCUCAUGACAUUGCUUCAGCUCCCUGAGAAGUAGCUCUUCCUCCAGGGCAUGGAAGGAUGGGAGGCCAGCAGGACCCUGCCCCAUGUGUCAGCUACCACAGAUUAAAGCUGUUACCGCACACGGA